UUUGGUUGUCAGGGCGGGCUUAUGAUUCAGCCCUUCUCUCAUUGGUUGGUUUUGGGUUUUUUCCUGUCUGGGCAUUUGCAUGCGUUUUGAUGGCUCUAUAAGGCAGCUGCGCUGCCUACAGAGACCAGUUGGUUUUUGGCUUGCGCGCAAGCGCGGUGUGUGUUCAGAUUUCGGCAUUAAAGCCUACAUCCGGGUUCGUUUUGCUCCUCCGUCGAUGGACGAUGCGCGCUUAACCGGCGCCAUCUGAUAUGGUAGCAGACCACGGUGCCGAUCGUGUGUUACACAGCGGGCUUGCCCCGCUCACGGGCCACCUCUGAGUUGUGGACCAGAUCGCGUGAUCGCGUCCUGUGCCACCCCCGGGUACGGAGCUCAUCCCGCUCCUCCGGAUUUCCCGUCAGUCGCCGGAGCUGUGCCGUCACUCCCGCAGAACGCGGAGGAAACUGCCUCUCCCACAAGGGGAUGGAGAUAUCGCCAAGCCAGAAGUGCAGCGAUGGACGGACAAACCCACAGCCACACCGUACCGAUGACGGAUGCCGACGGUGGACGGAACCCGGACCAGCAGGAAACCUGCGGACCCUUCACCACCACCAACAGCCACGCCAACCCCGAUCCCCACGGCCGGAUCGACCACCAUUACCACGCCGAGAAAUUCACCCCACCAAACCCUGCCCGCCUUACCUGGGACAGCGACCUUUCCCCCGGCGGAGCAGUGGAAUUGCCCCACCGGAGCAGCGUAAUUUUGUGUUUGCAGGGUCAUGGCCGUACCUGUGCCCCAAACCCCUGCGCGAUUUUCCCCAGACGGUGACCUUUCUCCAGACGGAUAAAAUGCGGAAUCUACCGAUUUCCGCAUCCGACCCUGGAUUCUGUCGCGACAGUGCGUUGACCUAGGCACUGGACCGCGUGAAGCCGAACCAGACCGACCGAACCCGAGCCAAACCGACCGAGAACCACUCCUAAACCGAACCUGAUCCGAGCCGACCAAACCUGGACCGAGCCGGACGAAACCUGACUGAACCAGAUCCCAUACCGGACCACGUGAGCCGACCGAACUGGAACCGAGCCACCCGGUAGUACAGUCUAUUAGACAUAGUACAGGGACCGUACCGGUCCCUGUAUCCACUGUUCUUUUACGGCGCAUCACGCCAUUUACCUGCACUUCGCAGGAGCUCAGUGUUAGACCGUACAGGGAUGUCAGGGCGGGCUUAUGAUUCAGCCCUUCUCUCAUUGGUUGGUUUUGGGUUUUUUCCUGUCUGGGCAUUUGCAUGCGUUUUGAUGGCUCUAUAAGGCAGCUGCGCUGCCUACAGAGACCAGUUGGUUUUUGGCUUGCGCGCAAGCGCGGUGUGUGUUCAGAUUUCGGCAUUAAAGCCUACAUCCGGGUUCGUUUUGCUCCUCCGUCGAUGGACGAUGCGCGCUUAACCGGCGCCAUCUGAUAUGGUAUAUUUUUCUCUGUCAGUCCCAGUCUAAUAAAUCUCUGUUGGUUGCUACUGAGUACCGUGUGGGACUGGAUCACUGUACGUAUACAGUACACGGAAGCUUACGCAAACCAAAGCCGGCAGUUUUACGUGACCUUCAACCGGGAGCAUUAUAUCGUUGGACAGGGCAAAACAAUUUGACGCACAAUAUUAUACGAAUAAUCCUGGGACAAUUUCAACAUGUGGGUGAUCGUUAUCAUUUCGCUGCUCUCGCUGUAUCCUACCGGAAUCUCAUUUGCCCGGUGCUCGGACACCCUGCAGCAAGGAUCUCGCGGCGAGUGCGUCAAGGCUGUGCAGCGCGCCGUCGGCACCACCGCGGAUGGAAUUUUCGGUAAAAACACCAAAGCCGCCGUUAUGGCCUACCAGCGCCAGCGCGGUUUGGAGGUUGACGGAAUCGUGGGACGAAAUACCUGGGCGGCUAUAUACGGCACAAGCGGAACCUCAUCCGGAGGGACCAAACCCUCUAGUUUGGGAUGUGGGUGUUCGUAUGAUUACGCUUCUAAAUGCAGCGGUGGACCCACACCGGGUGCAACGAAAUUGGCGGCCUAUCUGAAACGAAAUUACGGAAGCCGACAGGAAAUCUACGAGUGCCGUCCGGUGCGCGGUGGGAAGAACUUAUCGCUGCACGGGGAAGGACGAGCGAUUGAUCACUAUGUGGAAAGAUCGCGGGGAGAAAGCAUAUUCCAGCAUCUGAUCUCCAUUGCGUGUAAGAAUGGCAUACAGGAGGUCAUCUUUAACCGAAAGAUCUGGACGCAGAGCAACGGUCUGCAAGCGUACCACGGUGUCAAUCCACACACCAAUCACGUUCAUGUGGGACUGAACAAAUGCGGCGCUAAAAACUUUAGCUUGUAAUACACAUGGAUUUUCCGCAUUCGCCUUAUUUCUACUCGUCUGUGUUUUCGGCUUCACUGAAAUAAUUUAAGUACUGUGCUACCGUGCUAAAUUUGACCAGUCUGUGGCCUUUGCGAUAAACAAACUCGGACAUUUUUACACAUAGCCACUAAUCAUUAAUAAAUAUGAGUAACAACAAAAUACGUUAUCAAUCCAGCUAGGUACGUAUUUAAAAUGUCCAACGUUAGCGGGUGUCUAACGUCCUUUUGUACCUGUUCUCUCAUUUAACUGCAUCCCACGCGCAAUUGAUAUA
Molecule: messenger RNA, 2616 nt
Organism: Paramacrobiotus metropolitanus
Lineage: Eukaryota; Metazoa; Tardigrada; Eutardigrada; Parachela; Macrobiotidae
Product: zinc D-Ala-D-Ala carboxypeptidase-like
Exons: 2
Coding region: 1653-2324 (223 amino acids)
Source: RefSeq, a predicted model, not a curated record